Pseudophryne corroboree (corroboree frog) is the source of this 3550-nucleotide messenger RNA. RefSeq names its product actin binding LIM protein 1 (gene ABLIM1). Gene Ontology annotation, biological process: cilium assembly; cytoskeleton organization; lamellipodium assembly. The transcript has 22 exons. The record is from RefSeq and is a predicted model, not a curated record. Gene Ontology annotation, cellular component: actin cytoskeleton; stress fiber. Gene Ontology annotation, molecular function: actin filament binding. The coding region runs from base 213 to 2090 and encodes 625 amino acids. NCBI's taxonomy places the organism in Eukaryota, Metazoa, Chordata, Amphibia, Anura, Myobatrachidae.
UGGCUCAUUCCACGGACCCCGGACAGUCUGCGGAGAAGCCCGUCAUCCGAUGCCAUAAAUGUGGGGAGCCGUGCAAAGGAGAGGUGCUGCGCGUCCAAUCCAAGCACUUCCACAUCAAAUGCUUCAUCUGCAAAGUCUGUGGCUGCGACUUGGCCCAAGGUGGGUUUUUCAUCAAGAACGGGGAGUAUCUAUGUACACUGGAUUACCAGCGCAUGUACGGAACGCGGUGCAGCGGCUGCGCAGAGUUCGUGGAGGGCGAGGUGGUCACGGCUCUAGGAAAAACCUAUCACCCCAACUGCUUCGUUUGCACGGUCUGCAAACAUCCAUUCCCACCGGGAGACAGAGUGACCUUCAAUGGGAGAGACUGCCUGUGUCAGAGCUGUGCUGUCCAACCCAUGUCACCAGGACCUAAGGAGCUGUCUUCGUCCAGCAGUUGUGCGGGCUGCGGCAGGGACAUAAAGAAUGGACAGGCCUUACUAGCCCUGGAUAAGCAGUGGCACCUGGGAUGCUUUAAAUGCAAAGCCUGCGCGAAGGUGCUAACCGGAGAGUACAUUAGCAAGGACGGGUCCCCGUACUGUGAGAAGGAUUAUCAGGUGUUGUUUGGGGUGAAGUGUGAAGCGUGCCACGAGUUCAUCACUGGGAAAGUUCUGGAGGCUGGGGACAAGCACUACCAUCCGAGCUGUGCGCGAUGCAGCAGAUGUCACCAGAUGUUUACCGAAGGAGAGGAAAUGUACCUUCAAGGUUCCACGGUCUGGCAUCCCAACUGUAAGCAGUCCACCAAGGCUGAAGAGAAGCUGCGGCCCACAAGGUCCUCCUCUGACAGUGUCUAUUCCCGGCCUGGAUCCAGUAUAUCAGGCUCACCGGGCCAUACCAUCUGUGCUAAAGUGAAUGACGAAAUCCUGGAUUACAAGGACCUCGCCGCUAUCCCCAAAGUGAAAGCCAUUUAUGACAUAGAACGCCCCGAUCUCAUCACAUAUGAAUCUUUCUAUACGUCCACGUAUGAGGACCGGCAGGAGAGGCAAAGUGUGGGAGAGAGUCCCAGGACUUUGUCCCCCACGCCUUCUGCAGAGGGGUAUCAGGAUGGUCGGGAACGGAUAAUACAGAGGUCUGAGAGUCAGGGAUCCAUCAACUCUCCCGUGUACAGUCGCCAUAAUUACACGCCGACCAUCUCGCGUUCCCCGCAACAUUUCCACAGACCCGGCAAUGAGCCACCCAGCGACAGGAACUCCCCUCUCCCCUAUCGGCCAGACAGUCGCCCUGUAACGCCAACAUUCGCUCAGACCCCUAAACAUUUCCAUGUUCCAGACCAAGGAAUCAACUUGUACCGGAAGCCUCCCAUCUACAAGCAGCACGAUCCAGCUGCCUUGGCAGCAAUGACCAACAACUGCGAUGAUAUCAUCAAGUCCUCCAAGUUUCCGGCCGCCCACGCUCCAGCGCCCAACGAAGUCCCAAAGAUUGAGACCGACUACUGGCCAGGUCCUCCCUCACUCGCUGCCAUAGGUGAUACGAGAAGGAGAUCGAGCGGCCGGGAUGAAGAAGACGAGGAGCUGCAGAAACGUCGGCAACUCCAGGAAGAGCAAUUGAUGAAGCUCAACUCAGGUCUCGGGCAGCUGAUUCUGAAGGAAGAGAAGGAGAACCGGGAAAGGCCUCACUCCGCCGGCCGAUACGACUCUUCCGUCUUGGCCUCCCUCCGCUCUGAUGCCUCCAAGACCUCCUCACUCCCAGGCUACGGAAGAAACGGCCUCCACCGGCCGGUGUCGACGGAUUUUGCGCAGUAUGAUAGCUAUGGCGAUAUCAGCGGUGGAAUUCGAGAUUACCAGUCACUACCAGAUGGGCAUGUUCCAGCCAUGAGAAUGGAUAGGGGCGUGUCUAUGCCUAACAUGUUGGAGCCUAAGAUUUAUCCCUAUGAGAUGCUGAUGGUAACUAACAGAGCUCGCAACAAGAUUCUCAGAGACGUGGAUAGAACUAGAUUGGAGCGCCACCUAGCGCCUGAAGCGUUUCAAGACAUCUUUAAAAUGACGAUACAGGAGUUUGACAAGCUGCCGAUAUGGAGACGCAACGACAUGAAGAAGAGGGCCAGGCUGUUCUGAGCCCCGGUGCCCCACCCUAGGCAAUUAGCUGCUUGGAUCAUCAGCAGCUGCAGCAACGUUAUAAGGAAGCAAUCCAAUACAGCGCCCCGUGUGAUUAUAAGUAUCCCCUGGCGGGGUGGUGCUAGCGAUUAGGGUUACAGGCGCGGGGUGUGGAAAAGGGCCGCGCUGAGUUAUGCCACUUUCUCUCUAGGCGUGCCAAGGGACGGUGAACAGCGAGCCUCCUACAACUGCCACUCAGGCUCACUCUGUGCCCAUUGGAUCCCAAAAUAUAACGGAGGGGUGUGCAAGUUGCCCGUGUGUUUUUCUGUGUGUUUGCGCGAGAGAGUUUCACUUUGAGGCUUAUUCAAAGCCGGGUAUCGCCGACUGGUUAUAGUGCCGAUAAUGGGCACAAUUGUAUGACGACAGAACGUGGUUUUAGCUGAAUUAUCACAACACGGACAAAUACCCCCCCCCCCCCCCCCCCCCCUUCCUUCUCCUAUUUAUCUAAUCCAGUUUAGGGACCUUAUUUCCUUUCUGAAACAUGUUAAAGGGUUUUUAUUGACUGCACAUCCCUGUCAGGUAAGGGAAGAUGUCACAUAGAUAGAGGAGAUUCCUGCACUCCGGCUGCUAUCUCUUAUAGGUAAAUUGCUUUAUUUUCCUCAUUUUGGGUGUCUGGGCCGCUUGUCAUAGGAGGUCUGAUAUGUACACCAGUCUCGGACAUUGAGCCCGGUUCAUUUUAACUCCCACGCGCUAUCCGCUAGUAAUAACCGGAGUCUACGGGGAAAUCUCUGAAAACCGGCGUCCCGGGAACUGUUGGCCAUACCAACCAAUCAGGUUCUAAUUUUGCUUUUUAAAGACUGAAAGCAAACUUCUGGUUGCUAGGGGGUUACAUCCCUUUUUUUUUGUGCACCAGUUUUCAGGAAUGUCGCCCUGAAACGCGUCUAGGUCCGAAUACCAGGGCGGGUUUGUUGAAGUCACUCGGCUGGACACGGUUGGAUGUUGGUUGGCUGCUUCCGCCUUUAGCAUUGGGAUAUAUUAUCUUGUAGCGAGGGGCAUUUGGUGGCGAGUUAUCUGCUAGAGCAUUAUGGGAAUUUUUUUGGAUAAGUCUUCUCUCUCUCUCUCUCUCUCUCUCUCUCUCUCACUCCAUAGACUGCCUUUAGUGCGUGCGUCCGCUCCCCCCCAAGUCGCAUGGACAAUCUGCCUCCGGAAAGCUGAUCUAGCAGGGGGGGAGGCAGGACAGCAAUAGCAACACUGAGCUGCUUUUCUCUGAUCAGUAACCAUAUAUAAUAUAACUUUAUAUCACAUAUCAAGUAUAUUACAGGAUGACAGUAUGAUCAUGUACGUGUGACCCCAGUCCCUCUAGCAGGAGCACCCUGAUCCUGCAUCGGUGCUUUCCUGUAGGGAGCGAUCCGUCAGUAUUGAGUCCCUCACUUAUAACUGUACAACCUUCAUUAAAGCAAAAUAUUAUUAAAAAAGAAAAA